UCAAGUUCUUCCCUUUUCACCUCAUCUCCAGCUUGUCGCUGUCAAAUCUCAUCCACGGCGGAGUCGGUGCGGUGCAGCUCAGCUAGUCUCCCCGCCCGCCGGGAUCUGAGCCACCGUCAACCGAAGUUGUGGAGGUGACCCAUUCUAGCUAAGGAGAUGUAUGCGAAGAAGGCGUGGGAGUUAGUGAAAGAAUUUUCGAGCAGUGAAUCUGGGCAGCUUUCAGCUUUCAAUAGUGAUGUGUUUGCUCAAGUAAUUGAAGAAUGCAAUACUCAUUUCAGUCAGCUCCAAUCCUUGCUGAGCAAAAUGCAAGAAGAAGGGUUGGACAACCAAACAGCUAGAAAUGCAGACCACUUUGGAGCACUCAUCCAUCACCUUUCUUUAGUCCGUAACAAGCGCUGCCUUAUGGCUUAUGUAUAUAACCGAGCAGAAGUCAUUCGAAGUUUGGGCUGGAUAAAAGAGGCUCCACUUCCUGAAGAAAUACAAGAGAAGCUCAGCAGUUCGGAGAAAGAUUAUUCGCAGAAUCAUUCCGCAACUAUUAGAUCCUAUCGGUUAGAAAUGGAUAUUGAUUUGGCUGUGGAUAUGGUGCCUCCUAAAGAUCCAUACAUUAAGGUUUGUGUCCUCGAGGACAUUGGCAGUGUGGCAUUCAGUGAUCAGAUAGCCAACCUUGCUCGCCAUGCAAUUCUCUUUCUUAGAUGAACUGAUGCUGAGACCUACAUCUCACAGGGCCUGAUGGAAGAGCUUACAGAUUGAGGCAUCUAUUUGUUUCUCAUACAGCAUACAACAGCGUUUUCCGAAGUAUCCAGAACCAAUCAAGGUCAACCAUGGGUUGGCCGAUGUGAUUGAUAUUGAAAGGUCCAAAGAAGCAAAAUCUGUGGAAAAUCAAGCCGAAGUGCUGUGGAACGAUGGUGACCUCCCCUAACUGCUCACCAAAUUUGUAAAAUUUUAUCAUUUGCACUUUCAUUCAGGUGUUAACGAGAAGUUUUUAUGUUUGAUGGUGUGAUCUUCAAAUCUAAUGUAUGAUUUGCUGCCCUUUCAUUAUCUAGUUAUUUAGUUCUUAUAAUGACUAUGGUAAAUUGUUGGAAGGUUGCUGACUGCAGUACCCAGUACCUUCUGAUGGAAGUCGAAUAACGUGGUUAACGCUUGAAUAUAUUCCUCGCUUAACGCGUAUUCACUAA
Molecule: messenger RNA, 1175 nt
Organism: Rhododendron vialii
Lineage: Eukaryota; Viridiplantae; Streptophyta; Magnoliopsida; Ericales; Ericaceae
Exons: 7
Coding region: 157-696 (179 amino acids)
Biological process (GO): DNA strand elongation involved in mitotic DNA replication; DNA replication
Cellular component (GO): GINS complex
Source: RefSeq, a predicted model, not a curated record